UUGGCGGAGGAGCAGGGGUGUGAAGGGGAGCUGGCGACAUGGGGGAGGGAGGUGGCAGCAGGGGUACAGGAGAGGGUCAUAGUGGAACCCAGUGCUGAGGCUGGAGCUCAAGGGACCCUUGACCUUUCACCAUCACCCUCGCCCCCCUCCCUGGCCAACGGGGUUCACCUGCACAGGAGGCCUGGCCUUGGAACACGCCGACGCUGGCAGACAGAGACACACACCGAUGCUUUAACACACACACCAGGACAGACAGGAGUCACAGGCAUGCAGAUUUACACGGAUCUCCAAAUGCACACACCUGCGGACACUCACACACACCUAGCCGCUAACACACACAUGGAUGCUCACACACACUCGGACUCUGCCGGUCCAGAGCAGCCCAGAACUGUUUCAUCACCAGAGACUCACACCAGAUCACCUCAGCGACAGGUCCUCUUGCCUGUCACUCAUUCAGCCUGCACCAAUCAGCAAGUUGCUUCCUCUCCCUGCAGCCCGCUUCCUCCACCCUCUGCAAACAGAGACAGGCCCCCGGCCAUUAGCCCUGCCCAUAUUGGACCAACACCUCUAGAUCUCUCUAAACCCUCAAGAGCUAUUGGCCCAAAUCCUACAGGUCCUUCUCUUAUUGGUCCAUCCGGUUCAAACCCUUCUACUAUUGGCCCAGACCCUAUAGAUCCCUCCCCUGUAUCUGUCGAAGGAGAGAGGAAGUAUGCGCUCCGUAGCUCCGGUCGACCUCGCUUCCCCUGCCAGCUACGCAAGUCAUCCCGCAUCCGCCGAUCCACCGAGGAUGGAGAGAGGAGGGGAGGGCGGGAGAGCGAGAGGGAGGAGGAGAUGGCAGAGGAGGAAGAAGAGGAGGAGAAAGAGAGGGUGAGUGUACAUGUAAAGGUAGAGCGCCCCACAGUGGAGGAGGGUUUACCUGCAACCUCGAAGCCUGCUGACUCAGCUAUACCUGUAGCACCACACCCUUCAACACGCCCUACACCACGCCCUACACCACACCCCACCUCUCACUACGCCCCCCGGCCAGCGCCCAAACCCAGAACUUCAACCAAACCCCAACCUAGACCUUCAACCAAUGCCAAACCAAAAGCCCAACCCAGACCAUCGAUGAAAGCCUCGCCCAAAUCCUCGCCCAGACCAGCGAACAAUCCCAGACCAGCGAACAAUCUUUCGCCCUGUCCAUCGAUCAAUACCGUGCCCCAGCCGACAGUGAAGAAGGAGGUGCCUGAUGAUCUAGUUCCUCCCACUAAACAGAAACGGCGGUUCGUUGGUGUGAGACGUAUCGUGGUGAAGGUGGCUCGUAUCCCGGUGAACCUCAGCCGACGCCAAAAGAGCUACAAGAUUUCCUCCAUGGAGACCGUUGUCGGACCGGAGAAGGGCGGGGCCAGUGGAGAGGGGGGGUUGGAGGGAGCAGAGGGGGUGACAUCGGUGGUCCGAGAGCCAACUGCGCUCCUUCGCAUGAAGAACAAUGGGAAGAAUGUGAUGGUCAUGUUCCCGCCUGGAGAACUCCCAGUGAUCCUGAAACGCAGACGUGGCCGACCUCCCAAACAGGUUGUACCGGGAAUGCCGGAUAAAACAGGUGGGAAUUUCGCCGUUGCCAGUGGGAACGGCGAGCCCAAGAAACCUCGUCGGCGCCGACGGGCCAAGCUCCCAUCUCCGCAACCGUCGUACGUGAACGACACCAACGACGUCAAGACAGAGUACGGAGACGUUCUGUCCAAACUGGCGUUCCUAAACCACCAAACGCCUGCCACCGGCCGCUGCUCCCCACCACGCUGCUGGACACCCAGCGAACCGGAUAGCUUUCACACGCCGUCCAACAACCCUGGGAUCUCCACCCUGCUCCACCGACUCACAGGGUUCAGACGCAGGGGAGGGAGGGGUGGUGGCGUAGGGGGCAGGGGAGGAGGAGCAGGAGGGGCUGGGUGUGAGAGCUUCAAGAGCUCCUUCAGUGACUUCUUCGAGACGAUCGGGAAGAAAAGGAAAGUGACCCCUGCUCUGUCAGAACCAGGGUUACCCAAGAAACGAGGGAAGGGUGGAGGGGGCAGGGGAGGAGGGUUGCAGGGGGAGAUGGGAGCUGGAGGUGAGGGGUGGAAGCCGAUGAGAAAACGACGCUCGUGCAAGAAUGGGGUUCUGAAAGGGGAGGCAGGAGGUCAGCUGGAGCAAGACUGGUCUAAUGGUGAAGGUGUCUGGGAGGAUGACCGGGGAGGGGAGAGGGAGAGAGGGCCGGGGGCGUACCAGGCCUGUGGUUCCCUGAGGGGGGACUUCCUGCCCUGUGAGGGGGGAAGAGCAUACGGCAGCCCUGGGGGCAGCAGAGAAGGUGGAGGAGGUGAUGAAGUGCAGGGUUUGUUCGCCGGAUAUUUUCGCUCCCUGCUCGACUCAGACGACUCCUCCGACCUCCUGGAUAUCUCCUCCUCUCGGCCUGACCCCAGGAAACCUCUUCCCACCCCGGGCUACGACUCCUCCAGCACUGCCCCCGGCCCAGGUUCUCGCUGGUCCCCAGCCUUCCCCAAGCGCAGCCCCAAAGGAGAGGCAAGGGAGAACCAAACCCAGGUCUCUUCAUCCUCCUCUUCCAGACCUCCUUACAGCUACUACCUUUCCCAGAACUCCCCCACCACUUCCUCCUUUCCCAAGUCCACCCCUCCCUCCCUCUCUCUGCCUCGCUCUCCCAGUUCCCCCCAUCCCUCCUCCUACGGUCACUACCCGUCCGGCUAUUCCUCCUCCUCUCCUGCGGGGGGCAGUGCAGCACCACAGAGACCCACAGACUGCAGCUUUGCAGCCUACGGGGCAGCAGGGCUGGAUAAAGCCUCCACAGUCCCCCCCGUGGGCCAGGGUCAGAUGGGCUAUUCCAAUUUUUCCAAGCGUGGAUAUGGGGGCUACCCUGGGCAGGUUGGACCAUCCUCUCCAGGGGGAGGGGGGUAUAUGGCCAUGGCCAAGAACAACCCCUUCCAUUCCUCAUCAUCUCCAGAGGGUUACAGACACUACCCCUCCAACCAGUGGAACUGCAAGCAGGGCUCCAGUGGCUGGAUGUGGGACAGUCUGGCUCAUCAUUACCCAGGAGGCUACAGUGACUACGUCACCCCGGGCCCCAGCGAGCCCAAAGACAUCCUGGACAUCUCUAACUACACCCCACAAAAGGCCAAGCGACAACCCUUCCUCGAGAGCCUAUCAGAGUCCUCCUCUGACUCAUCCCACCUGGGGGUCACCGGGUCAGGAGGCGGGGUCAGUACCGGAGGUGGGGGCGGAGGCUCGGGUUCAGGUUCCGGAGGUGGGGCUUACAGGCAGGGUGGAGGCAGGGAGUCUCUUCCUAUUGGUGGAGAGGGAGGUCAAGGCCAGUCCAGCCUAUCAAGUCUGGAGAAGUUAAUGAUGGACUGGCAUGAGAGCGCCUCAGGCCCCUCUUACAACUGGAGCCAGAACGUUCUCUUCCAGGGGCAGGGAAAGCCCGGGCGGGGGCGCAGGAAACGGAAUGCUGCCGAACCCCAAAUGGAAAAGGAGGGGGGUGGUGGACCGGAGCCCCCCCCAGACUCUCCCACCAGCCCCCCAGCCCAGACACAGUCCCACACCUCAACCCAGGGCUCUGGUGCCAAACGCAGUGGGAUUGGGGGGCGGCAGGGCAGGGGGGCGAGGGGAGGCAGGGGAAGGCUGUGCCCGUCCCCAAGAGAACGCCCCCCAGGGUGGAAGAAGGGGAAGGCUGCUGGGGGUGGGGAUGGAGGAGGAGGGGGUACUGCUCAGGGGGGGUUGUUCCAGGAAGGCCUUGACUACUUCAGUGGAGACAGCAGCAGCCUCUCCCCCCUUCCUACCCCUGCCCUACACCUUGGUUACCCCCCUGAGCCCUGUGAGUACCCCUCCCCAACUCCUUACUCCGCCCACCCCUCCACCCCGUCCUCAGAGGAGCGUUACCCAACCCUCUUCCCUGGCGAGGCCUCAUCCUCCUCUCUGUCCCCUGGAAUGACUUCCACAUCCUCCUCCUAUCCUCCCAAACUAUCCCCCCCCCCAGCCCUACCUCCCCCUCUCACCCCUGCUCCUCCCCCUCCUCCUUCUCCCCGUCCUGCUCCCAAUCGCCACGGUUACUGGCCCACUGUGGAACAGCGCUGAGCCCCCCCUAUCGUAACCCGGCAACCAUCUCCAAGGACCAUUUCACCUCCCAGUAUGAUUCUCCCAGCUGCUGUAGCUCCCCUUGUUGGUACAGCGGGGCAUCGCUCAGUGGCAGCACCAGCCCUCACACUAACACACACAACGCUACACACACACACACUAACACACACAACGCUACACACACACACACUAACACACACGACAACGCACACGUACGCGCUAAUGUGAACCCUCACGCUAGCCCUAACAAUCAUCCUGAUCCUAACGCUUCUGCACACCCACACACCAACACACACCCACACACCAACACACCGACACACACCAACACACACCCAAACCCCGACCCUCACGCAAACAUGAGCCCACACACACACUCCAACCCCAACACCAACCCUCACACGCACAACAACCCCCAUAGCAACAAACACCCGCACACCAACACACACCACCUUCAUUCAAACCACAACCAACAUCUUCACCCCCACACUCACACUCAUCCUAACAUGUAUACAAAGCCCACCCUACACACUAGCCCCCACCCCCACCCCAACCCUAACCUCUCCCCCCACUCCCACCUCAACCCUAACCUCUCCCCUCUCCCUCACCCCCAC
Molecule: messenger RNA, 4706 nt
Organism: Oncorhynchus tshawytscha (Chinook salmon)
Lineage: Eukaryota; Metazoa; Chordata; Actinopteri; Salmoniformes; Salmonidae
Product: AT-hook DNA-binding motif-containing protein 1
Source: RefSeq, a predicted model, not a curated record